AUGAUGCUGAAAUGGCAUUUAAUAACAGAAAGUCGCAUCCUGGUGUAUAUGGGAGGGAAUGCAAAGCAAAGAUUUGAUGAGAAGUGUGUCGAGAUGAUAAGGCAGAUACUUAGUGGAAGAAAUACGCUAAGAAAAGUGGUAUACAGAGAGAAAGACCCGAAGAUGUACCAUAGGCUUGUUCACACGGUUGUUGAGAACUACGAGCUAUUGGUUAGCAUUGUCAAGAAGAGCAAUUAUAUGAAUGAGGAUCUUGAAAUGGCGGUGGUGAGAUGCUAUCAGAUACUUGAUGGAAAGCUGAAGAAUGCAAGAAUGAAGAGAAAGUUUGUUGAGCUGAUGGGAGGAGCUAAGCUGAAGUUUACAAGACAGCCUGUGUUUGUCCGAAUCAACACGUUGAGAGGCGGCUGUGAAAGCGACAUGAAUGCAUUUGUAUAUGAAAAGACGCCUCUUGAUGGAGUUUUCAAGGUCAUGAAUCCCGAAGUAUUGAAUGGAUCUGAGGCAUACAAUGAAGGAAAGAUAGUGAUACAAAACAUAUCAUCAUGCCUGCCAACAUUCAUCCUGAACCCAGAAGAAGGGUCUAUUGUGAUAGACACAUGCUCAGCACCUGGAAACAAGACAUCUCAUUUGUCGAUGGUCAUGAGGAACACAGGCAAAAUACAUGCGUUUGAGAAGGACGAGUCAAGAGCAAAGGUACUUAGAGCACAGCUUGAAAAGCUUGGAGUUAGAAACGCAGUAGUGAUUGAGGACGACUUUCUACAAUCAGUGCCUGAGAGUUUUGGAGAUGUUGAAUACAUUCUAUGCGAUCCAAGCUGCUCUGGAUCUGGAAUGCACUUGAAUUACAAGAUGGAUUCGGAAAGAGUAAAUAAGCUGAAGCAAUUCCAAAUAUGUAUGGUCAAGCACGCGCUACAGUUCAAUCCCAAACGGCUUGUGUAUUCAGUGUGCUCAGAACACAGGGAAGAGGGCGAUGAUGUUGUGGAAGAAGUUCUCAAGGAUUCAAGAUAUCAACUAGAAGACAUAAGCCAACUUUGGACACAGAAUGCAAUGUCUGAAUCUCCAGUGAGCAAAUACAUUAUACGAUGCAAAAAAGGCACGGAUGGCGCAACUGGGUUUUUCAUAGCAUCGUUUGUGAGGAAGCAUGAGGAUGAAUCCAAGAUUGCAUAG
This is a messenger RNA of Ordospora pajunii, 1158 nucleotides long. RefSeq names its product rRNA methyltransferase. Gene Ontology annotation, molecular function: RNA methyltransferase activity. The record is from RefSeq and is a predicted model, not a curated record. Bases 1 to 1158 code for a protein of 385 amino acids. Gene Ontology annotation, biological process: rRNA base methylation. The transcript has a single exon. Lineage: Eukaryota; Fungi; Microsporidia; Ordosporidae. Gene Ontology annotation, cellular component: nucleolus.